AUGAGAAGCUUUGUUUCAGUUGGGAUCUUUUGGCUGCUCAUUCUUUUGUACCUAAACAGCGCUGUGCUUACCAAUGGUAUCCAACGAGAAACUUGGAGCGAAGUUUCGCCGGCACGAAACUCGCUCCAACGCAACCUGGACUACUGCCAGCCUUUGAUCACGAUCGAAGACUGCCGUCUGGAGCAAGUCUGCAUUGAAGAGGCAGUAGUGAAAGUCUGUGAGAAGAAAGUCUGGAUUUGUCCAGCGAGCUCGAACUUCGAGAACGCCUCGCCCAAGGAAAAGUAUGGGCUUUCAAAGAAUGCAAGGACAGAAGGAUACACAAAUGUGAGGAAAGGGAACGUGCCAGUUCAUGCUCCAAAUGACUGUUACCAGAAAUGCAUCUAUAAGAACCAAACAGUGUGCGAGAUGUAUGCACUGAAGAAUAUCUGUCGAGUGUGCGUUGAAAGCUUCACAGCAGAGGAAAAGUGCUCGUUGGUGUUUGGACCACAGAAGGACGUAUCAGGGAAGGUUCCAGUUUCGGAUAGGUGGAUACCUAGCACACCACAGAAGACUACUCUGGGAAAAGUUCAGGGAACUGUUGCGUCGAAGAGCCCCGCUCAGCCAGCUUGUACAAUCAUCUGCAAAGAAGUGAAACGUGUAUGUCAUCAGGAGGUAUUUUCCAUUCAAACACCAACGCAAACACCAACGAUCAUAAUAGUCAAGCCAACGAUACCUCCAACGCCGACUACUACGCAGAUACCGACACCAAUGCCACCGAUUACAAUAAUACCAACGCCGACACCAACAUUAACGCCGACGACUAAGCCGCCGACGCCAACGACUAAGCCGCCAACACCGACGACUAAGCCGCCUACACCGACUACGAAGCCGCCGACGCCAACUACUAAGCCGCCUACACCGACUACGAAGCCGCCUACACCGACUACUAAGCCGCCUACGCCGACUACUAAGCCGCCUACGCCGACUACUAAGCCGCCUACGCCGACUACUAAGCCGCCUACACCGACUACUAAGCCGCCUACGCCGACUACUAAGCCGCCGACACCGACGACUAGGCACGACAACGCCGACUACGAAGCCGCCGACACCGACUACGAAGCCGCCAACGCCGACUACGAAGCCGCCAACACCGACUACGGAGCCGCCAACGCCAAUGACUAA
Molecule: messenger RNA, 1161 nt
Organism: Cyanidioschyzon merolae strain 10D
Lineage: Eukaryota; Rhodophyta; Bangiophyceae; Cyanidiales; Cyanidiaceae
Exons: 1
Coding region: 1-1161 (386 amino acids)
Source: RefSeq, a predicted model, not a curated record